Molecule: messenger RNA, 243 nt
Organism: Arabis nemorensis
Lineage: Eukaryota; Viridiplantae; Streptophyta; Magnoliopsida; Brassicales; Brassicaceae
Source: the annotation of a GenBank genome assembly
AUGAGAGGAGGACCUUGCAAAGAACUGUAUAAGGUUAUGGGAGAUUGCACAGAAGAGAAUGGAUUUGGUAGCAAAAAGUGUGGGGAACAUGCUUUGAAGGUGUUCGAUUGUAUGUGUUCUCAUCCUGAUUACCAUCACCGGAUGCUCGCGGUGAUGAAAUCUAUCGAAGAACAUGUAGUGAAAGAGCACGGUGCGUAUGUUGCGAGGAAACAAGUUGUACCCGAAUGUUUUGAGUAUCAAUGA